GACGGUUGUCGUCGUGGUCAUUGUCGUCGUUCUAUGCUUAUGGUGAGGCGCUAUAUUGGGUGCUAAUUAGCCGGUUACUUAGCAGUAGAAUAGCCGAUUAUAAGGCGGUGUGUCGCGUGAGGAGGGUCGUCAAUGAAAAGCGGUAGAAUGUCACUGCAAAAUCCGUGGGCCGGGUGAGGGUCUAAGUGGAAAAGUGGUGAUGUGACCCUAGUUGUGUCAAAAGCGCACUUUUUUGUUGUGUAUUUCAGACGAGUACAGUUCGAAUCGCCCUGUUAGCAUCGGCUAGAAAGGUGUGAAGCUAGAAGUCAGAAAGCCCUCUUAAUGAUUCUUUGCGCUGGAAUAAUUUCACAAAUGGUUCGUUCGGGCGAAGAGCGCAAAAACCUGUGCUGGCGUUGGAAGGUUGGAUCAGUGUUUUACGUACGGAUCUGUCGCUCCGCCAAUUGCUGUAGCCUAAUGAAUAAGUAAAUGAGUCUGUCGGAUGUCGGCUUCCGUAUACUUUGGCGAGAAACGGACCGGUUCCAAUGCUUUCGGUGAAAUCUUGUGUAAUUCAUUGGGUGACUAGCAGGUACGAGCCAUUCCCAUUCUUGUUUCCGAUUGUGCUUCUUCCCCCGUAGUUAUGCUGUAAUGGCUGAAUAUACAUCAGAGUGAAUCCGAUUCCGAAGGUGUUUCCUUUCGGUGCUGGGGCUGGCGAACACUACACACGUGUUAAAUAAAGGAUGAGUUUGUGAAAAAUUGGACCCAAAUUACGAUCCGUUCCGGGAGGGCUCGCCCCGAUCCCAUAAACAUAACAACGUAUGUUAGGCAAAGAUUUGUUGUUCCCACAUGAGUGAUUUAAGGAAUUCUAAGAAACCUUUUCUGCUCGGUUGUUGCUGGGAAGGUAAUUCCGAAUAAUACAUUAGCCAGGACGGUGCCACGUGCUGCCAGGAUUUACACACGGUGUGGCGGAAGUUUUAUAUUUCGCUAGAGCACACGGUUGCUGGAAAAUAUGAAAACAGUUAUGAUCGUGAAAAAUAACAACAAUCCGUGAAGCAAACUUGAAGUUUAUAAUUUCUGGUUUGCGCCAUUCAGUUUCGGGUGCAGCACGGAAGAGCAGCAGCAGAAAAUUGUGCAGUGUUGAUGUGUUUAGCACGCGGGUGCAGACAGCGUGGCAGAAAGUGGAAGCCAUUAAUUAAAAAAGUUUUAUUAAACGAUCCGACCGAGCAGUUAUUAAUGAUUUUCAAAGUUCUCGCUGACAAACCAAGCCAGGAUAUGGGAGAAAAUUGUUCGCGUGAAUAAAUGAAGUGUUUGGGGAUGUUAUUGCACUGAACGUGUGUGCUACGAUAUAGAACGUGUUGUUACUGUGAUGUUCGUUCACGUGCGAUAGGAUAAUUUUGGUGGAUGAAUUUUUCGCUUUUAAACUCAGUGACAUCGUUGUAUUGGUGCGUCAACAUAGUGAAGCAUUGAAGGUGGAGUGCUCUUCGAAGGACGUACAAAGGAAGGAUUUCCCCGGAGUCGACCCGGAGUUGUUGUGUUUGUGCAUGUGCAAUCGACAGUGAAGCUUUCUCGAUUCGAUGGUUUGGUGUCUCGGUAUAAUGGUGUUCCGGGUAUUGCUGCUGCUUGCGGUGGCAGUACGAACACGGCACGGUGGCGCCGAAGGGUGGAAGCUGGAUAAUAGAAAUAUUUUGUACACCAAUCAGGAUACUUCCUACGAGUGUCCCGUCAAUACGAUGUGUCGGUGUGCCAGUUUGCCGAACGAAACGGCCCUGCUGGAAAUCAACUGCAACGAGGUGUCGCUGUACAAGUUUCCAGAAUUUCUUAACGGCACGAUAAAACACAUCGACAUGUCCCGUACGUUCAUCCAUAAUGUCGACGAUGAGACAUUUCAAGGACUGCGGCUGGAGUCGUUAAAGCUGGUGGAUAAUAAAAUUCAGGAUAUAUCCGAGAGAAGCUUCAACUUCAUGCAGCACUCGCUAGUAUCGUUGGAUAUAUCGGACAAUCAGCUGCAAGGACUUCCACUGGAUUCGCUCAAAAAUGUCCACACGUUAAGCCGAUUAGUGGCUCAGAGAAACAACAUCCAUCAUCUGGACGGCAACUGGGGCGGCCUGGCGGAUUCGCUGCGCAGUUUACACAUCUCCGGCAAUUCCAUCUCGGAGGUGUCCUUUUUCUCGCACGAGGACAGACGGCCGAACCACACGAUGCCAACGUUUCAAGCGUCCUCUUCAAUCAUCAGCGCCAAGCAGCAUCAACCGGUGCAACCACAGCCGCAGAACAAACCCUUCGCAAAGCUGAAAAAACUGGUCUGGCUUGAUAUUAGCUCGAACCGAAUUGCGCACAUAAGUCCGAAUACCUUCCCGCGGUCGCUAGUGACCAUCGAUCUGUCCAAGAACAUCCUCAGCCAGUUUCCAGCCGCGGUGCUAGAGCAUCUGCACGACCUGCGAAUUCUUUCGCUGAAGGAUAAUCUCAUUUCGAAACUGGUGGGAGUCGAGCUUGGGGCGGUGAAGAUUAAAUUUGAAAAGUUAGAUCUCAGCAUUAAUAUGAUCGAUGAAUUGCCUUCGGGGCUGUUUAAUGGGACCGUUCGGGUGAAGGCGAUUAAUUUUGAUAAAAAUUUUAUUCGCGCAAUUCCGGCGGAGGCUUUUCGUGACUUGGGUGUUGUACAUAUGGUGCUGGCAUUUAAUUUUAUCGAGACGAUUGAUGAUGAAGCAUUUGCCACGUUGGAAAAUAGCCUGGAAUAUUUGGAUUUGGAGCGAAACCAACUGCUGGUGAUGCCGAGUGCGAUUGAUACCUUGAACCGACUGCGAUAUUUGUACCUAACCUCUAAUGAACUGACGAUGGUUGGCAAGCUUCCGGCGACGCUGAAGGUACUUUCGCUGAGCGGUAAUAAUUUUACCGCAAUUCCGGUGGAUGGAUUGGUAAACUGCUCCGAGCUGUCGUACCUGAAUAUGGGCUACAAUAAAAUAGCGGAAAUCGAGGAGAACGGUUUUGUUGGUUGGGGUUCCAAUCUGCAAACUUUGCUGCUGAGGAACAAUAAAAUUACCAGCCUCAAUUAUGGUGCAUUCAACGGACUGGAAACGAUAAAGGAAAUAAGCCUGAGCUUUAACGAUAUUCACUACGUGCAUCCGAACGUAUUUGAUAACAUUUCCGGUACAUUGAAAAUUUUAGAACUAUCGUUUGGAAUCUACCGGGAGGAAUAUCCGAUGGACGCGUUAAGUGUGCUCACGGAGUUAAUGUGGCUUGGGCUGGAUAAUAAUAAUCUGAAGCUCAUACCUGAUGAGGCUCUUUCAUCACUCGGUCAACUGACGUACGUCAAUUUUGCAUUCAACCGAAUCACCAGGCUGCCACGAACAGUGUUCCGUGCGGACAUACACAAAAAUCUCGUCGAAAUUGAUUUAUCAUUCAACCUGAUCGAAACAUUGCACACCAACACGUUCGACAAUUUGGAGCUGAUUCAAAUCAUAAAUUUGUCCUCGAAUAAAAUAAAAACCAUCGAGAAAAACAGUUUUUAUGAUUUGCCCUACCUAACGUACGUGGAUCUGUCAUUCAAUGGUGUGCAAAAUGUGAGUGAAUGUGCGUUCAGCUUUCUGCCGGCUCUGCUCAGCGUUGACCUUAUGUACAACGAAUUGGGGUCAUUUUCGCUGAAAAUGUUCAAGCACGUUUCGAAUGCUACCACCCCCAUGAGGCUAAAUAUUAGCAACAAUGCAAUCGAUAAUUUCGAUGGCGACGUCAAUUCACUGCUGUACGUCUAUUCACUGGAUGCUAGCCAUAAUAUGCUGCACGACACGGGGGCCUUCCGUGCGCUAGCCUAUUCCCUUCGCAUUCUCUACCUGAACUGGAACAAUUUUAGCACGCUCGGCAAUCACGCCUUCGGCGAUUUACAGAUACUGGAAAUUCUCAAUCUCGCCAACAACAAUAUAUCGUCACUACGGCGACGCAGCUUUGCCGGGUUGGUGAACCUGCAGGAAUUUGAUUUAAGCGAUAAUAAGAUUGAGGUCCUGCAGAUAGAGCAAUUUUCGCCACUGAAAAAGCUUCGAUUGCUGAAGUUAAGCAAUAAUCGGCUACGAGCGGUACCCCGGGAUGCGUUCCUCAACACACGAAUCGAGUAUCUGGAUUUAUCAAACAAUCUAUUCAGCGCUUGGCAAGCCACGGCUUUUGCAGAUAUUGGGUUUACACUGCGAUCCAUACAGUUUAGUAAUAAUCAGCUGGAGUUUCUCGAUUCCUACAUGUUCACCAGUACUCAGUUCUUGCUCGAGCUCAAUCUCUCCAACAAUCAAAUAAAGCUAAUCCCGGAGAGCACCUUCGCUAACCUUCACAAUCUAACCAUUUUGGAUCUAAGCUGGAAUCCGUUCAUAACCAUCAACUUCAAGGAACUCUUUUACAGUGUCCCUCGUUUACGAGUUCUGAAUUUACAGCAAACGGGCCUUUACCGGCUUCCAUCACUAAUUCUACCACAGUUGGUUUCUCUUGACAUCAGCCAUAAUCAUGUACAGGACAUAGACACGCUUGAGGAGCUCUACCACCUGCGGGAAUUUUACGCAGACAACAAUAAAAUCAACAACCUUACCAACCUACUGCGAAAUCUGCCGCAGUCACUACGAGUGCUGGACAUCUCCCGCAAUCCGAUCCGCAAAAUCUCGUUACAUGACUUUGGUCAAACGCGACGCCUCGAAGAGCUGUACAUCGAAGACGUCAAGAUCUCCAACUCGGAUAUCUUCAUCAAACUACACAACUUGAAAAAGCUGCGCAUCAAUUCGCAGCACAACUUCUCCGAACUGGUCUCCAAGCUGCGGGGACUCCAGGAGUUGUACGUCAACGUGUUCGAGGACCACAUCGACGACGAUGUUUUCACGGCCAAAAUGCACACCCUAACGAAGCUGAAUCUGGUGGAAAUCACCGGACGGCGAUUGGUGUCCAUCCAUCACAAGGCCUUCGUCGGGUUGGCCCGUAAUCACGACCUGAAGCUGCGGAUACGAAAUACUCUGGUGAACGACCUGCCGCCGGGGAUAUUCUACGCGCUUAAGUACAUCCCGAAGCUCAGCAUCGAUCUGUCGGAUAACAUGCUGGUGGCGCUGGCGCCCGACAGCUUCUAUCCGAACGCCAGCUCGUGGGACGCGGUGGGGACACGCAGCGUGACCGCUGGCCUGGACGUCUCCAACAAUCCGCUGCAGUGCGACUGCGGUCUGGUCUGGCUAGGCCACUGGCUGAGGCGGUGGCUGCGGGAGACCGCUCAGGUUAACCUGAUACCGAAGGAGGAGAUGCGGCAGAUGAUGCGGCGAGCCAAGCGGAGUACCUGCACGGAUCCGCUAACAAAGCGACGGUUACCGUUUCUGGAAAUGUUCCCGGAGGAUUUGUUGUGCCACGCGAGCGCUCUCAGCAGUCUGGCGCUGAAAUUACGCUUCCGGUUUCUGGUCAUCUGCCUGAACGUGCUGCUGAUAGCGGUGCAUAAAUCUAGGAUCUUGAUAUUUUAAUGUUCGCCUCCCACCAAACCGGUCCCGGUGCAGCCGGCAGCCACCCCCCAGCAGGGUAACAAUAACACCUGCCCGCUGCUGCACCGACGGAUACACUGAACGCUGAUAAUGUUCCGAUUCACCAGGAGGAAUUUACUUAUCUCAGUAUUGAGACAGUAGCAUACUGGACGCUCCAGACGGUAAGGACGAGUAGUUUGUAAGCGAUUAACUCUUUUUAGCGUAUAGAAUAUUGACAACCCGUUGUACAUAAUAGUGAGUCUAAUUUUUUAUAAGUACAAGGUCCAAAUUAGUGUUAACUUUAAUGGUGCGCUAAACAUGCUAAACCGGGUUCGGAAGGUUCGGAUCGCUCCGAAGCGCUUGGUUAGGACGGAUGUAUGAUUGUAUCAGCUGCCGAUGCCGGUAUUUAGCAAAACAAAAAAAAAUGUAUUAAAGCCAAUGCAUGUGAGUUACAAAAGUGAUUUGUUUCCCAUAAUGAAGAACAAUGCUCCUCAAAUGUGAUAUAAAUUUGCUAUAAAACAAAGCGAGAAAAAAAAACAAAGAAAAACUCAUUCAACAGAAUAAAAUAAUAAGUAAGACGAGAAGAGUAUAAAAAUGAUUGUUGAUUUUACCAUUUAUUUAUUAAUUUAUGAUUUCCUGUGCAUCUGAGCACAUGGAUAUUUUCUCAAUCCGCCUGAAAAAGAAAAUAAGCACAAUGAAUCCGCCAACAUAACACAGUAUACCUACAAUGCUUCCAGAAUCACACCAAAAAAGAAACGCGUCACCGGUUUUGCAUUGGAAAAUACUCAUAACACUGAUUCACUUUUACUUUUACUGAACUCUUCAUUUCCACCAGCAACGAAUGUUGGACUGGAGUAUUUAUUUUCACGAUCAAUAUUCGACGAUGCGGUUGGCAUAGCGAGCAAACAGAUUCGCUUAAAAUUAUGAAAUCUGAACCUUAUUUUGCACCACCAUCGUUGAGUUCCGGGAAUAAUUAUUUGACAUAAAACAAAAUUGGUAUCAAUUACUCUCAAUUCUGUGAAAAUAUGGAAUUGUAAACGUUAAAGCCUUGUUUCUCUAAAAUUAUAAUUUUUAUUAGGCAGCAGCUUUAUCUGACAAAUAAAACUCCCCGGCAAUGGCACCCAUAAAGAGAAAAAAAAAAGGAUUGGCUGAUGAAAAUCGAGCACAACAUGCAAAUAUUUAAUCUGUUGCCAGCCCGUGCAUCCCUCGGGCCAUAAACCCCAUUUAAUAUUUUAAUUGUACUCAUAUUUUAAUCCUCUACCCUCUAUCGAAUUCAUCAGCUUCGGGUGACCGGAAUGGAUUUUAUUUAUAGGCAGAUAUUUUUCACAUGUUGAAUCGAUUUUGGAACCGAGCGAGAAUAAAAAGGAGGAGAAAAAAAAACACAUUUAUUCAAACGAACAGCCAAUAUACUUUCAUCGCAGAUCUGUUUGUGCGACAUCGGAAAAUGAACGGCAAUUCUCGUCAAUGUGUUGAAAUUGUUUUUUUUUUUUUGCUGGACAGGAAUUAAUUAAUUCAAUCACGAGCGCCUAACAGAGGUUUGGGUGGUAUUGACUUUUAAUUUUUUGUUUUUCAUAUGUUACUAGAAUGUAUGUGUGCAUAAAGUAUGUUUGUGGAAAAGCUCGGCCUGGUUGAAACAAUGAGCCUGUUGUUGGAUUUACAAUUGUUUAAAAUUUGCGAUUUAUUAACAUUAUUUGCGUUACAUCUGCUGCCUGGAGAAUCAGUGUAAUAAUUGUUAAUUAUAACAACAAUUAAAU
Messenger RNA from Wyeomyia smithii (pitcher-plant mosquito), 7192 nucleotides. RefSeq names its product chaoptin. The record is from RefSeq and is a predicted model, not a curated record. Bases 1551 to 5441 code for a protein of 1296 amino acids. Gene Ontology annotation, molecular function: protein binding. NCBI's taxonomy places the organism in Eukaryota, Metazoa, Arthropoda, Insecta, Diptera, Culicidae. The transcript has 7 exons.